Thamnophis elegans (Western terrestrial garter snake) is the source of this 4807-nucleotide messenger RNA. RefSeq names its product testin LIM domain protein (gene TES). The coding region runs from base 589 to 1857 and encodes 422 amino acids. Gene Ontology annotation, molecular function: zinc ion binding. NCBI's taxonomy places the organism in Eukaryota, Metazoa, Chordata, Lepidosauria, Squamata, Natricidae. The transcript is spliced from 7 exons. The record is from RefSeq and is a predicted model, not a curated record.
GUCUUCUUGCCUUUUCCUUCGUCCCAGAUGCGAAAGCAAACACGGGCAAAUGCACCAGCAACAAUUGGCUGAACUGGGCGGCUGCGUCAGCAAAUACCUUUGCCAUGACCUUCUCCGACACCCCAUUCAUUGACUGACUCAGAAACCCUGCAAAAGCCCCGCUUGAAGCCUAGACGUCCCCUUGGGUCGGCUGAAACCGCUGCCAAGGUUCAUGACUUGCGCUCACUCAACGCCCGCAAUUAAAGGCGAAUUUCCCCCCGAGCGAAAGCCAAGCCGCCUGCAGAGCAAAGGUAUUCGGAAGGCCCGCCAUUGGCUACCAGACUUGCAAGCUGCUGGGCUUUGAUUGGCUGCGGGGCUUCCUUUGUUCCUUUCCCCGCUGCCGCAGAAGACGGAAGUUUGACUCUGCUCCGCAGCAGCUGGAGAUGCAAAAAAGAGCCCAGGAGCGAGCGGUGUGGAGCAAUCUCGCGAAGCCCAUUUCCUUUCUAACCACAUCCUUCUGUCAGUAAGGGUGGAGGAGGAAGAAGGGAAGAGGCGUCUCUGUUGCCGUUGGUCCCGGAAUCUCGUGUUGUCUGUGCUGAGGAUCCCGACAUGGAUUUGGAGAGCAAAAUCAAGAAGAUGGGCUUAGGACAUGAAGAAGGAUUUGGAGCCCAAUGUUUAAAAUGUAAAGAUAAAUGUGAAGGAUUUGAACUACACUUCUGGAGAAAAAUAUGUCGAAAUUGCAAGUGUGGCCAAGAAGAACAUGAUAUUCCCACCAGUAAUGAAGAUGACCGCAAAGUGGGAAAGCUCUUUGAGGAUACAAAGUAUACUACUCUAAUUGCAAAGCUGAAAUCAGAUGGUAUUCCCAUGUAUAAGCGUAAUGUAAUGAUACUGACUAAUCCUGUGACAGCCAAGAAGAAUGUGUCCAUCAAUACAGUAACUUACGAAUGGGCACCUCCUGUUCAGAAUCAAACCUUGGCAAGGCACUACAUGCAGAUGCUUCCAAAGGAGAAACAGCCCGUGGCUGGCUCGGAAGGGGCUCAGUACCGCAAGAAACAGUUGGCCAAGCAGCUGCCUGCUCACGAUCAGGACCCUUCCAAAUGCCACGAGCUGACACCUAAUGAGGUGAAGCAGAUGGAGCAGUUUGUGAAGAAAUACAAGACCGAAGCGCUGGGCGUGGGUGAUGUUAAGCUUCCCAGUGAAGUGGAAGGGAAAGCCGGGGAGAAGGAUAUCCUGAGUAAUGGCGAGAAGGGAACCUCCACUACCGUAGGAGCCAUGGAAGGCAAACAGGCCGGUCAGAAGGGAACUCAAUAUUUCUGUUUCAGGUGCAAUCAAAAUAUGAAGGAAGGUGACCCAGCUGUGUAUGCUGAACGGGCUGGAUAUGACAAACUCUGGCAUCCUGCUUGCUUUGUCUGCUGCACCUGCAGUGAACUCCUGGUAGAUAUGAUCUAUUUCUGGAAAAAUGGAAAACUCUAUUGUGGCCGACACUACUGUGACAGUGAAAAACCUCGCUGUGCUGGAUGUGAUGAGCUUAUUUUCAACAAUGAGUAUACACAAGCUGAAGGUCAAAACUGGCAUCUGAAGCAUUUCUGCUGCUUUGAUUGUGACUGUGUCUUGGCUGGAGAAAUCUACGUCAUGGUUAAUGAAAAGCCCACCUGCAAACCCUGUUAUGUGAAGAAUCAUGCUGUGGUUUGCCAAGGCUGCCACAAUGCUAUUGAUCCUGAAGUUCAACGUGUGAGUUACAACAACUUCAACUGGCAUGCUACCACAGAGUGCUUUCUGUGCUCCUGUUGCAGCAAGUGUCUGAUUGGCCAGAAGUUCAUGCCGGUGGAAGGAAUGGUUUUCUGCUCAGUAGAAUGCAAGAAAAAGAUGAUGUCCUAAUGGGAAGGAAACCAAACUGGGAACCAAGUUUUGCCUUAUUUCAAAGUCCUCUUCAUGUCUACUGUAUUGGGGGAUUUUUAAAAAAACAAAAUCAAAAGUAUUAAUGGCAGAAUCCAAAGAUUUUAUAUUACUAACUUGAUUGUUUAUGAUUUAAAUUCUUAGGCACAUAUCAGUGCUCAUGGUUUCUUGUUGCAGAAUGUUUUUCAAGAUAGGGACUUCAAUGUAUUAACACACUUCAAAAAUGUCCUAUAGACGGAUACAGUACCUCAGGCCAUUAAAUUGGACUGCAUUUUCCAUUAUGAAUAGUUGUUGGACUUGAGAAUGAAUCCUGAUGAGAGUUGUGAUGAGAUAUUGUGGAAUCCCACAAUAUCUGGAAGACCAUUGGCUUUGUAUCUUGUCCUAUAGUCCUCAGAUUUUUCUUCUAUAUUAUACAGAUUCUUCAGUAACAAAAUAUUGAUUGGAUAUGUUGUAGACCUUAUGCCUUAUAUUGACAUUUUCCAACUUAAUGCAUUCAAAUGUGAUUUGUUAAAAUUCCCACACUUGCCAGUUAAUAAAAUACACCAGUAGUGUCCCUAUAGUGUGAGUCUCAUACUGAAUUGUACUGUUUUAGACUCCAUGAAUAUAUGCAUUCAUGAGCAGUACUCCAUUUAUUGCAAGUCCCUGCAUGUGCCAUUAUAGCAUAGCAUAGGAAUUAACACUUUUGAUAUUUUUAUAUCAGGGAGUUUUUAAAGGGUGACAUAAUAUUCCAACUGUUGAACACUAAUAUUUAACACCAGCCACUGAGCCCUUUGCCUUUAGAGCAUUAUAGUAGAAUAAGGCAUGAGAUAGUGGCAAAUAUCUAUAGCUCAUGUGUAGGAUGACAGUGGACAUUCGUUCUCCAAGCUUGUGGGUUGUUUUCCAAAUAUUUUGUUACCAGGCUAGGUAACUUCUUUAUGGGAUAGUUUUUGCAUGGUAGUUGACUGUGUGGCGCAUUGUGGUAUGGGAGCUGUGUGUUAGAAUACAAACUUUUUCAGAUAGCCAUUGUGGAGAAAUGAAUGAAGAUGUUACUUCGCCUGGUAACAAAACGUUCGGAAGCCACCCACAAGCUCGGAGAACAAACCUCCAUGCUCGCAGUAAAGUGAUAGAUAGUAGAUACUUGCAUCAGCAGGCGGCAGCCUUCAAGCAUAAUUCCGAUGAUUCUUUUGAAAGUCUUUUAGCUCUCAUUACCACAACAGAUUGUAGCACUUACUAAUUCUGGCUGAUGCUGAAAAAUAUUAAGCAGCACCAAAUAUAUUUAUUUUAGAGACGAUGAUGAAGUUCCAGGACUGUAGGCAGGACAUGGACAUAGAAAAAAAUAUAUUCUGGAAAAAGGAAAAGGAUGGCUGUGGUUUUGCCAAAGUGUCUUAAUUUAGUUUUCAAUAAGCUUUGGGGUCAAAACACUCGACAUUUGUCAUCAUUUUUCAAUAUUUGAUUAAGUACACAUUUUGCUCUUUAAGCUUAGAAUGUGAACCUGUAGGAGCCGGAUAUAAAUAUGCACUCCUCUUUUCAUCCUGUUUUUUCAGGAGGUUGGAUUUAUUGUUGAAUGUGGCCAGUUUGCCUUGGGCAAUGUAAAAUCUUUGAUAUUAGGGACCCAGUUGCCUUUUGUUCCCCAGAUUAAUGAUUUAAUUUUUUGUAAUCAGCAUAUCAGCAAAUCCAGGAUUUUGACAUCUUCAUUAGCACCAGCUCUUUUUUUAUUUGUGUGUGUGUGUGUGUGUGCUUUUUACUGCGAUAUUCUUAAAAUAUCAAGAGAUCUAAUUAAUUCCCUGAGCAAUGAGAACAUGGGCUGCGCAAUUCCAAUGGACUUUUGAAAGUACAAAAAAACCAAACUAUUCUGUCAUGCUUUGCAAUAGCUCUGGGUUUGUUACUUCCCCUUAUAUUGUGUUGCUGAAUCAAGUUAGGUCAAAAAAGCCAUUUGAAGGACCUUCAUUCAUGUAGAGUGUAAAUUGCCUCUGAAGCUGACAUAGAGGCUAUGUUUGCUGGACAUCCAGUAAUUCCCAGAUCCUUUCUCUCUUCAUGUAUUGUAAGGGAUAUUUUUUCAAUGUGAUGUUUCUUGUAUGCAAGCUGGUUCUGUUUUAGAAUUCUUAAACAAAUCCACUUGAGUGAAGAAGGUUUCCAAUUGCUAACAUUUGGCCAGUUAAGAAUCCCAGAGAUAAGAUAUAGUAAACAUUAUCCCCUCAUAUAUUCUAGAAUCUAUCGAAUCAAACAUGAAUUAAAAUAAUAAAAUGCGUAAAUGAGAACCUAGUCUUUUGCCAAACGUUCUACAGUACUUUGUUUCUAGAGAUGCCCCUGGACUUGGUCUGCAAAUACAGACUACAGGGGGGUUUUUUUUUUUUUUUUUUUGGGGGGGGGGGGUUGCAUGUGUCUGUCUUCCAAGAAUAAACCUUGGAAACUUUUAAGACAUAUAGCAGCCAUAAAGAUCCAAAGAAAAAGAUGGCCUCCAUGGCAAGGGGUGUUACUUGGAACCCUGACAACAUAGGCAUUUCCAGCCCCAGAAUUCCCAAGCCAGCAUGGGUAAUUCUUGGAAUGGAACUCCACACAAUUUACAUCUUCCAGGGCUGGGAAAACCUAACUUAAAAUAAAGCAAAUGCAUGUGUGUAUAUAGUCACAGAGAAGAAGGUUGCCAGGUUUUUAUUGUGCAUUUAAAGGGGUAGAAGAAAGAGUGAGGAAUAACUUUACCAGUUUGCAUUCUAGUCAAUUAUAAUUUCAUCAUGGCAAUUAUUUUGUAUAUGGACAUGCUUUCUCAAGAAUUUGAAUUGGCAACAGCUGUGAUAUAUUCUAAGAUGUUCAAAUCUGAUACAGAAAAAAUCAAACAAUCCUGAACUUGUUUUUGAUGAAUUCGCCAGAAAUUGAAGUGAGUAAACCAAGAAGUUACCUCACUUCAUAUCUGCUCAACCAGUGUCUCAGUUGACAUUCUUUUGAGCAGUGGAAGCUU